Molecule: messenger RNA, 3326 nt
Organism: Thamnophis sirtalis
Lineage: Eukaryota; Metazoa; Chordata; Lepidosauria; Squamata; Natricidae
Gene: SUOX
Product: sulfite oxidase
Biological process (GO): sulfur compound metabolic process
Cellular component (GO): mitochondrion
Molecular function (GO): sulfite oxidase activity; molybdopterin cofactor binding; heme binding
Source: RefSeq, a predicted model, not a curated record
CUCCAAUCGGAGCAUCCUGGAAGGCGCACCGGCGAGGGAGCCGCCUCGGAGCCUCAUUCCGAAGAGGGCAGGGAAGGUUAUCGGCAUCGGCAUCGGCGCGUCACCAAGUCCGGAGCGAGAGCGGACCGGGGCGCCUUCCCGGCUUCGUCCUUUUUUUUGGCCUCGGGCGCUGUGGGACGAGGUCGUGAGACGCGGAUCCUCCUCUCCCGGGGAUCUCUCCAAGGCGAAGGCGUGUGUGUCAUCGCCGCCGCCACCAAGAGAGCGCGCUUUCCUCGGACCGCAGGCGGGCUUGACCGGCGGGGCGCCAAGUCUCCAGAAGGAAUCCGGAGUUCGGCCCAGCGGGACAAGGAGCGAGCGGAGGAAUCGAGCUCUGAAUCCCCAGCAGCGUUUCGGAGCAGCGGAUUUCUCGAGUGGAGUUUGGGGUUUGGGGAAGAUGUGGCUGUCCAGAUCCAGCGGAAAUGGUUUCUGUACCCUUCAGAGAACAUACUGGUUAAGAGAGAUGGCUUGGAGAAACUGUCCUCCCACUUAUUGGGUGCGGCUCCCCUUCUGUACCCAUAGCACUUGGAACAGUGCUGGCAGCAGAAGACGCAGGCUGAUGGUAGCAGCGGGAGCAGGCCUGGGUGUGUGCAGCAUCUUGGCUUAUGGAAACCGCCAUUGGCAGACAGCCACGGCUGAGUCUCCAACGGCCACCCAUACUGCCUCAUUCCCUCGCUUCACCCGAGAAGAAGUGGGCCGCCAUCAUAACGAAGCAAAUCGGGUGUGGGUGACUUACGGCAAUGAAGUUUUUGAUGUCACCGAUUUCUUAGAGCUUCACCCCGGGGGCAAAAGCAAGAUUCUUCUGGCAGCAGGCGGGGCUUUGGAACCCUUCUGGGCGCUCUAUGCUAUGCACAAACAAGAUCACGUCCAAGAGAUCCUUCAGGAAUAUAAAAUAGGAGAGCUGAGCCCAGAAGAGCCUCCUCUGCCAAGUCCAGAUGACCCUUAUGCCAAUGAUCCCCCGCGCCACCCUGCCCUCCGAGUCAAUACCCUCAAGCCCUUCAAUGCAGAACCUCCUCCAGAGUUACUGGCGGAAUAUUUUUUGACCCCUAACGAGCUCUUCUUCAAGCGCAACCAUCUCCCAGUGCCGGUUGUGGACCCUGAAGCCUAUCGCCUGUGUAUUCAGAGUCCCUCCGGACAGGCCCUGUCCUUCUCUUUGCAAGAUCUGAAACAGAAUUUUCCAAAACACGAGGUUACCGCCACCAUACAGUGUGCUGGCAAUCGCCGGGCAGAGAUCAACGCCAUCCAGAAUACCAACCGGCUCGGGUGGAGCAUUGGGGCCAUUAGCAAUGCCUGUUGGGGUGGUGCCCGGCUUCGGGAUGUUCUAAUGCAAGCCGGGUAUCAACCAGGGUAUGAGGGUCAUGUCUCCUUUGAGGGCCUGGACCAGGAUCAGAGUGGCACUGUAUAUGGAGCCUCCAUCCCUUUUCAGAAAGCCAUGAGUCCGGAUGUGGACGUCCUCUUGGCAUAUGAGAUGAAUGGGGAGGAGCUGCCUCGAGACCAUGGGUUCCCUCUGAGAGUUAUUGUGCCAGGAGUGGUGGGGGCUCGUAGUGUUAAAUGGCUGGCUCGGAUUACAGUGGGGCCAGAGGAAAGCAAGAGCCACUGGCAGCAAAAGGAUUACAAAGGAUUCUCUUCUUCUGUAACUUGGGAGACAGUGGAUUUCUCCAAGGCACCUGCCAUUCAAGAGAUGCCCAUCCAAUCCGCCAUCACUGAGCCAUCUUCUAAGACAUCUGUCUCUCCUGGGGAGCUCAAGGUGAAGGGCUAUGCGUGGAGUGGCGGGGGGCAGAGGGUGAUCCGUGUAGAUGUCUCUCUGGAUGGUGGGAAAAACUGGAAAGAGGCAACACUAACUGGUGAGGAGCAGCUGCCUGGCCAAGCUUGGGCUUGGAAGCUUUGGCAGCUGGAUGCUUUUGUGCCUGCUGGAACCAAGGAGUUGAACAUUGUCUGCAAAGCUGUGGACACCAGCUACAAUGUGCAACCUGAACGUGUGGAACCACUCUGGAACAUUUUGGGAGUCCUCAAUAAUGCUUGGCAUCAGGUCCGUGUCCCCGUGGAAAAGAAGUGAGAGGCCUGACUGGGCCUAGAAGCAUUGAGGACUGCAUCUUCGCUUCUCUACUUUUGUCUGCUGCUGCAGGAACAUUACCCCUGCCCUCUGGAAGAAACCAAGAAGAAGGGCUGAGUCCUUGAACAAGGGUCUGGUGACUUCUGGGCUUUUCCCCCUCAUUCUCUGUGCAAUUCCUGUGAUUGUAGAAUUUGGGGGGUAGGGUAGGGAUGGAGUGUGCCACUAUGGCCUUGUAUGACUUGUGGACUUCAACUCCCAGAAUCCUGAACCAGCAAUGCUGGCUUAGGAAUUCUGGGAAUUGACGUCUACAGGUCGUAAAGGGGUUCUCGUUGUUUACCUCAGUCUAAGGUGUUUAUUUUCUUCUUCUCGUGGUGUGGUGGUCUCGAAAGCGUUGCUUGCUCUCCUUCACUUAGCUUUCUCCUUAACGGAGAUCCACUUUCCUCAGGAAUUUUGGAUUUGGACUUUUAUACUCUUUAGAAUUCUUUCAGUUGUCAAAGUUCACCGAAUUGUUUUCUGGCUGGAGAUCUUUUUUAGGGUACCCCCUCCAAAGAUUUAUUAAUGGUAUCGGAUCACUUGACGCUAAACUAAAUAACCCAUCUUUUUAGGAACGUAGGCCAUUUUAUUACCUUGCUUUCUCCAUUCAGGUAUGAUGCCAACUUUGGCCUUGCCGUAUUUAGUGCCUUCAGCUAUUUUCUGGGAGUACUUGAGGAGUCGAUAUUUCUCUCACAAUUAACACUGAGGAGUAUCGGAAGCUUAGCAUUUUCAUUUAAAGACCUGGGAGCUUGCCUUACACUAGUGGUUCCCAAAGUGGGCAGUACUGCCCCCUGGGGGAGAUGACUUAGGUGGGCACUAAGAGGCAAGGGGGGGCAGCAGGGGGCGUUAAGAGGCAAGGAAGGUGGCAGAGGAGUGCUGGAGGUGGCCCCUUCGCAGGGCGCAAGACUCUACUUGGAAUGACAGGGCCAUAGAAGGGGAUAUAGUGUGUUGUGUAUAAAUUACAAGCCCCAAAAAGGCCAUCCAGCCUCCAGCGAGAGCCUCAUACCAGCGAUAGGGAAGAAAAUGGAGAAACGCACACCUAUAUAGGUGCAUUUAAAAGCAAAGCAGAGAAGCCAACUCGUUUCUUUCCCAAGGCUCCUUCUCCCCACUUGGGAGCUCCUCUCGAAAUCCUUACCCACUAAGCAAGGGCUUUGCCUGGCUAUUCUGUUUUGUGCCCCUCCUCCCUGAUUUAUUUAUUUUUUAA